This is a messenger RNA of Heterobasidion irregulare TC 32-1, 865 nucleotides long. It is a transcript of the gene GST12, whose product is annotated as glutathione S-transferase. Lineage: Eukaryota; Fungi; Basidiomycota; Agaricomycetes; Russulales; Bondarzewiaceae. The record is from RefSeq and is a predicted model, not a curated record. Bases 1 to 783 code for a protein of 260 amino acids. The transcript has 3 exons.
AUGUCAAGCAAGGUCAUCAUCCUGUACGAUAUCCCUGGAAAUGCAGCGAAAGCAUGGUCGCCGAAUGUGUGGAAAGCGAGAUAUGUCCUGAAUUAUAAGGGACUGCCGUACAAGACUGAGUGGGUCGAGUACCCUGACAUAGCUGAUGUCUGCAAACGUGUGGGCGCAGAGCCAACAGCUAUCAGGCGCGAUGGGACUCCAUACUACACGGCGCCCAUACUCUAUGACCCGCUCACAAACUCGUAUGUCAGCGACUCGCUGAACAUCGCUCUGCAUCUCGAACGUGCGUAUCCUGACACACGGAGACUAUUCCCUCCCGGCACGGAAGCGACUAUGUCGAUGUUCCACGAUGCGCUGCGCGACAAAGUCCUGCGUCACAUACUCCCGCUCAUGAUGGAACAUACGCACGCACAGCUGAAUCCGCGCAGUGCGGUGUACUUCCGUCGCACACGCGAAGCAAUGUUCAAGGCUAAAUUUGAGGACCUCGCGCCGCAAGCCAAGCAGGAACAGAUGUGGAAGAAAGUGCGUACUGGUUUGGGGGUGUUCGACGGAUACAUGGAAGUCAAUGGCGAGGGAAGUAUCUUCUUCAUGGGUGACGGGGUGACAUACGCGGACGUUAUUCUAGCUGGGUGGCUAUGUUGGGUCAGGAAUCUUUGGGGAAAAGAUGGGAAGGAGUGGAAGGAAAUUGUGAGAUGGCAUGGUGGUCGGUGGGGAAGGAUCAUGACGGAGUUCGAGAAAUGGGAGCAAGUCGAAGGCACAGAGACUCCUAAGGCAAGACUCUGAAAGAUCUCAUAGGCAGAUAUAUGACUGGUUGUGUAUUGGAGCUGAACUGCCGUUGUAAUCAGUAUAUUGACAUGUUACACCC